AAUACCAACCAAACAAGCAACCAAAACCAACGAAACAGUUUCCAAUCGUUUAUCUAGCGGACAAAUAGAGAACUAAUGUGUGCCGGCUCCCGGCUGUAAAUUUGUAAAUGUAAAUAAAAACACAUUUUUGCUAGAAGCAGCGUUCUUGCUUGCAGAAUCAAGGAGAAUAUGGAAGAAACUUCAGCUGCUAAGAAAACACCAAAGGAUAGAAAAAUCCACUGCAAAAAUCUGCACGACUAUUUGAAAACUCUUCCUCCGGACAUUUUAGACCGGCUCUACAAUCACCCAGCGACCUGUUUAGCUGUUUUCAGGGAACUUCCAGACACUGCCAAACACUAUGUUCUUCGCUUGCUGUUUGUGGAGCAAUCGGUUCCUCAGGCAGUGGUAGCUUCAUGGGUGUCUCAGGCUUAUUCAAAGGAGCAUUUGGAGGUUGUCGGGGUGCUCACGGAGUUGCGGGUGUGGCAAGAAACUUCGUUGACUGGAGGCUUGACUGGUUGGAUUCUCAACUCGACGUUUAAGAAAAACAUGAAGAUUGCAUUGCUGGGAGGGGGUAAGCCAUGGAGUUUGUCAGCACAAAUGGAGACAGACACAAAGCCCAGAGACAUCCCGUUCUUGGACGAGUACGCCUUCGACAGAUGGAAGUGUGUUUUGCACUACAUGGUGGGCUCUCAACAGCAGCAGAAGGAAGGCGGCAUCUCUGCCGACGCCGUCAGAAUUUUGCUGCACGCCGGUUUAAUGAAGAGAGAUGAGGAUGAUGGCGGUUCGACCUGCAUCACCAAGGAGGGCUUCCAGUUCUUGCUGCUGGACACUGCUGCCCAAGUGUGGUACUUCCUGCUGCAGUACCUGGACACGGUCGACUCUCGAGGGAUGGACCUUGUGUCAUGCCUAGCGUUUUUAUUCCAACUUAGUUUUUCCACAUUGGGAAAGGAUUACAGUACAGAGGGAAUGAGUGAAAGCCUUUUGGUUUUUCUCCAACACCUCAGAGAAUUUGGUCUUGUUUACCAAAGAAAGAGGAAAGCGGGCAGAUUCUACCCCACAAGACUAGCCCUAGAUAUUGCAUCAGGGAAAGGUAGCAGCACAUCGAGAAAUUCUCAUCCAGGUUUUAUAGUCGUUGAGACAAACUUCCGAGUUUACGCUUACACCCAGGACGACCUUCAGGUGGCCUUGUUAGGAAUUUUCACUGAGCUCCUACUUAGGAUGCCGAAUCUCACUGUUGGAGUUUUGACUCGCGACUCGGUGAGACAAGCGUUGCGGUCGGGAAUCACGGCCAGACAAAUUAUAGAUUUUCUUAGACAACACGCUCACCCUGAAAUGAUGAAAGAUCCACCCACUCUGCCUCUCACCAUUGUUGACCAGAUCCAAUUGUGGGAAAAUGAGCGGGAAAGAUUUACCGACUCGGAAGGUGUUUUGUACAACCAAUUUCUGUCACAGUCUGACUACUCAGUGCUCCGUGAUCAUGCCAAAACUUUGGAAGUUCUGAUUUGGAACAAUGAUCAAAAGAGGACAGUUGUAGUGACCAAAGAGGGCCAUGAAGAAGUGCGGAAAUUCUGGAAGCGGUUUUCCAAGGGGGGAAUGUAAUUUUUUUUUAAAUUAACACAUAUUUUGAAUGAUGCAAAGCAAAUAGAAAUGUAAUAAAAAAAAAAUCAAUGUUAAUAAAUGAAUUUUUUCUCAAAAU
This is a messenger RNA of Neocloeon triangulifer, 1675 nucleotides long. RefSeq names its product general transcription factor IIH subunit 4 (gene mrn). Gene Ontology annotation, biological process: nucleotide-excision repair. Gene Ontology annotation, cellular component: transcription factor TFIIH core complex; transcription factor TFIIH holo complex. The record is from RefSeq and is a predicted model, not a curated record. Lineage: Eukaryota; Metazoa; Arthropoda; Insecta; Ephemeroptera; Baetidae. The transcript has 9 exons. The coding region runs from base 169 to 1578 and encodes 469 amino acids. Gene Ontology annotation, molecular function: ATPase activator activity; double-stranded DNA binding.